GCAACCGAUGUUAUACUGAUUGAUAAGUUCACAGCUAUAAAACACAAACUCACGUAACUCGUUAAACAUUAUUAUAUUAAAGUUCUAUAAAAUAGGGGGCGAUGUCGUUGAAAGUAAUAAUUUUCGUCUGCAUUCAGACCAUAUUCUUUGAGGCGGUCUUCUGUGCGUGCAUCCCUCCUGCAUAUCUUCGUGAACCGGUGUGUGCAAACAUGCCAAUAGUUGAAGGUUGGAAUGUGGCAAAUGUAGCUCCAGUCGCACCGAUGUAUGGUCGUGUUAUUGGUGGAAACCUGAUCAUAGACACCUCGGCCCCCUACUCAGCCAUUGGACCAGCGGGAGUGGCGAUAUUUUCCGACAAUCUGCUCAUUGACGGUGUUGUUCUAGUGACAGGGAGACUCCCCUUUCAAGGAACAGUUGGUUUAGAAGGCGUGGUACCAACAAGUGGUAUUGGUGCAGUGAACUAUAAUAGUGGAACUAGCAGCAUUGGUUUUCUUGGUCUCGGUAGAAUGUGGACAAGUGGUUGAUUUGAUCUAUUUAGAUGGUUGGUAAUAAAUAUUGC
Spodoptera litura is the source of this 556-nucleotide messenger RNA. RefSeq names its product chorion class B protein Ld10. Gene Ontology annotation, biological process: chorion-containing eggshell formation; multicellular organism development. Gene Ontology annotation, molecular function: structural constituent of egg chorion. Gene Ontology annotation, cellular component: egg chorion. The record is from RefSeq and is a predicted model, not a curated record. NCBI's taxonomy places the organism in Eukaryota, Metazoa, Arthropoda, Insecta, Lepidoptera, Noctuidae.